AUUUUUGGUACCAAAAAAACCAACAGCCAGUGUCUUCCUUCCACGUGGCAAGCCACCUCGCUUCCCACCAUGGCUCCAUUAUAGAUGCUUCACCUCCAACUCCUAUGCUUCUCUUGUCUCUAUUAUCCUCCUUCACCUGAUUCCGAUAAACAGUUGCAGAUCUUUCUUCGUUUAAGACGAAACAAAAAGUUCUUUGUAUCUAUAUUGUUGUUGCAACAAUACGAGACGGAGACUCACAGAUUGGGGGUCUCGAUUAUGGGUAGUUUGAGCCGUGUUUUGGCGGUUUCUUACCCACAUAAACCGCUGUGCCUGUCUGGUCCUCACAGCUUACAUCACUCGAACUAUAGAUUUGUAGAUGUCAACCGCAAAUCGAGCUCGAAAUGGCGAUCUAUGGCGUCUGAGCUUGAAUCUUCUUCCUUCUCGCCUUCUAUUGACUCUGAUUCAACUGAUAAAACCGCCGCCGGGUUUUGUAUCAUAGAAGGGCCUGAAACGGUUCAAGACUUAUCCAAAAUGGAACUGCAAGAAAUUCGAGAUAAUAUUCGAAGUCGGCGGAACAAAAUUUUCUUGCAUAUGGAGGAGGUUCGUAGGCUGAGGAUACAACAGAGAAUCAAGAGUGCUGAACUUGGGAUUUUAAAGGAAACGCAAGAGAAUGAGCUUCCCAACUUUCCAUCAUUCAUCCCCUUCUUGCCUCCUUUGAGUGCAGAAAAUCUGAAGUUAUACUAUGCUACUUGUUUUUCUCUUAUUGCUGGGAUUAUCAUUUUUGGUGGCCUUUUAGCACCCACUUUGGAGCUUAAGCUCGGUUUGGGGGGGACAUCAUAUGAAGAUUUUAUCCGAAGUGUCCAUUUGCCUAUGCAGUUGAGUCAGGUUGAUCCUAUAGUAGCUUCAUUCUCUGGAGGAGCAGUUGGGGUGAUCUCAGCAUUGAUGGUAGUUGAGAUAAACAAUGUAAAACAACAGGAACAUAAAAGAUGCAAAUAUUGUCUUGGAACUGGGUAUCUUGCAUGUGCUCGUUGCUCAAGCACUGGCGCAGUUGUUCUUAUUGAACCAGUUUCAACAGUCAGUGGUGGGGCUCAGCCACUGUCAGCACCCAAAACAGAAAGAUGUUCGAAUUGUUCGGGAUCUGGAAAGGUGAUGUGCCCCACAUGCCUUUGCACUGGAAUGGCUAUGGCAAGUGAACACGACCCGAGGAUUGACCCCUUCGAUUAGAAGAGUGUAAUGAUAAUUCUGUCUCUGGAGUGGCAUAGCAGAUGAAAACGGCUCAUGGAUUGGUCCUUUGCUAGAUGUUUAUGAUUCUCUAUAUCCCUCGGUGCCAUAGAUUUCCAUGGGAUAAGAAAAGACUUGAUGUCUCCUUAUCAUGUCCAUGGUUACAGAAAAAUGCAACUUCUUAUUUAUCCUAUUUGUAUAUUUAACGUAAGCAAAUGAUAAUAUACGUAUCUUCCAAUUUGAACAA
Molecule: messenger RNA, 1447 nt
Organism: Manihot esculenta (cassava)
Lineage: Eukaryota; Viridiplantae; Streptophyta; Magnoliopsida; Malpighiales; Euphorbiaceae
Product: protein ORANGE, chloroplastic
Exons: 8
Coding region: 85-1203 (372 amino acids)
Source: RefSeq, a predicted model, not a curated record